Cylicocyclus nassatus is the source of this 576-nucleotide messenger RNA. The record is from the annotation of a GenBank genome assembly. Lineage: Eukaryota; Metazoa; Nematoda; Chromadorea; Rhabditida; Strongylidae.
AUGCUAUCUGAACCUGUCGAAUCUCACGCCACCAAUGACUGUCUGACUUUUUCGCUGAUGCGGUCUCCUGCGAAUGCCUUUGUCAGAAAAGCAGCGGUUCAUAGUGAGCAGUAUUCGAAAUUCAAGCAUUCCUUCGAUGCUAGAAAGUUAUGUCAAGCGAAAGACAUUCCGCGAAUGCUGUCUGGACGCUCUUCAAAAAUUAGAACGAUAAGCGAAAGCGUGAUGUUGAUGCUUGCUUUGCUGAUCGCCGUUAGAUUCGUGCCCAAACCCGCUAGAAAUUUGGAAACGAUUGUUACUCUCCUUCGGAAACUGAUGUGUGACAGUCUUGUUCGAUGCGGCUCAGCGAUUCUUCUCGACAUGAUGAUUUUCGAAACAAUUUUGCGAAACUCCAAACGAACGAAAUGGGUGACUUUGAUGCUUUUUUGGAAGUUUAUGGGUGCAGUUGCUAAUUCAUGGAUUAACACUGUGCGGUCAUCUCCUCUCCAAACCAUCAUGCGCACUCGAUAUUUUGUCAUCUGUUUAAAGAAGCUAUUUGCGGAUCACCUCGAUGUUUACUUUUGGAUGGAUCAUUGGUAG